Molecule: messenger RNA, 2511 nt
Organism: Meira miltonrushii
Lineage: Eukaryota; Fungi; Basidiomycota; Exobasidiomycetes; Exobasidiales; Brachybasidiaceae
Product: FAD-binding domain-containing protein
Exons: 1
Coding region: 174-2018 (614 amino acids)
Biological process (GO): lactate catabolic process
Cellular component (GO): mitochondrion
Molecular function (GO): D-lactate dehydrogenase (cytochrome) activity; FAD binding; D-lactate dehydrogenase (NAD+) activity
Source: RefSeq, a predicted model, not a curated record
CAAGCAGGCAUACAACGUCGGUCAAUACGCGGCGGAAAUAUCUUCAAUUCAUUCUCCGGCAUUACCGAUUUGUAAAGGAAGGGUACCCCACAUAGAUGCACUAUUCCUUCUUGGCAGAUAACGUUUUAGUAUCUUCCCUCCUCAUUAUCACCACAUUUACCACAACCGUAAAGAUGAUCAGAUUGCGUACACGACAGCUGCUACGGAGUGGCACCCAUAGGCAAACACCAUAUACAGGUGUACAGAGCAUACUACCGACAGUGUCAAGAUCAAGCCGUAAUGCAUCUACCAGCUCAAGUACGAUAUCAGAGUCCAAACAAGGCUCAUCGUUUGGUGGCUUGGCUAUUGGAGCUGCAGUAGGAGCAGGUGUAUGUUUGCUUGCCGUUGAACUUCUCUCCCAAGACAGUCAAAAAGACGGGGGCAAAGGUGCCAUACAAAAGCUAAUCCAGGGAGGCGGCAGUGAAACAAAGUUUGGAAAGCCAAAUCUGGAGGGCUAUCUGGAUAUACUGCGCUCGAAAGCCGGAUUCAAAGAAGAUCAAAUCUCGCUAGAAGAAAGUGAAUUGGAAUCGCAUGGUCAUUCACCUUGGUCAUAUCAUCCUGCUCGUAGUCCAAGUGCGGUUAUUUAUCCGACAACUGUUGAACAAGUACAAGAGUUGGUAAAACAAGCUCCUAAACAUGGAAUCGUUCUUACGCCUUAUGCGGGAGGUACAUCACUCGAAGCACAUUGGGCUGCUCCUCCCGAUCAUCCUGACCUGCCAAGAAAGGUAGUCUCGGUCGAUUUCAAUUUGAUGGAUAAGAUUGGCGAAUGCAAUGUAGCAGAUGGUGAUAUUGAAGUGGAAGCAGGUGUAAAGUAUGAAGAUUUGAACGAACACCUACGUGAUCAAGGAAUAGACUUAUUCUUCCCCGUUGAUCCUGGACCGGGUGCUGCGCUAGGUGGAAUGAUGGGAACGGGAGGAAGUGGAACGAAUGCAGUUCGAUAUGGAACGAUGCGAGGGGACUAUAUCAUCAAUGCGACCGUCGUCUUACCGAACGGAGAAGUGAUUACUACCAGAAGUAGAUCACGAAAAUCUUCCGUUGGUCCAGAUCUUACAAAAAUCUUUUUGGGUGCAGAAGGUACGAUGGGAUUAGUGGUCAAAGCACGUUUACGACUUGCACCUCUUUUGCCUACUUCGAUCGUUGUUGUCCCGUUUCCUUCCAUUCAUGAUGCAUGUUCCGCCGCUCAACAGAUUGUGCAAGGUGGUGUAGGAGUACAAUGUAUCGAACUUUUGGAUGAUGAAAUGAUUCGGGUCAUUAAUACUGCCAACGCUAAAUCAGCAGGUGAUUCUGGGUAUAAGGAGCAUAUCGUCAAGCCUAGCUUGUUCAUAAAGUUGCAAGGAAAUUCAACACACAGAAAAGAAGAUGAACGCGUAGUUCGACAAAUCUCCAAGACACUCGGAGUGAAAGACCGUGAGAUUGAAUCAAGUCACGAAGAAGAAGCGAAUGAACGAUUAUGGAGAGCGAGAAAGAUUGCUCUGUGGUCUUGUCUAGAAGCCAUGCCGACCAGACCAGAAUUUAAGGAUAACGAACAAGGUAAAAAUGGAUAUAAGGUUUGGACGACAGACGUUAGUGUUCCUUUAGGUUCGAUGGCUGAUCUAUUCACAAAAGUUCGAAAGGAUACUCAAGAUUCAGGUUUACAUGCCCCUAUCAUUGGUCAUAUCGGAGAUGGAGGUGCACAUUCGAUUAUCGUUUUCAAAGAUGAAGAUGAAGAAGAGAUGAACAAAGUUAAAGCGUUUGUUCAUCGAAUUGUUGAAUAUGCACAUGAAAUGGAAGGCACAUGUACUUCAGAACAUGGUAUCGGUCGAGGAAAGAGGAUGUACCUUGAACGUGAGCUAGGAACGGGUACAGUGGACCUACUACGCAAGCUCAAAAGAGCCAUUGAUCCUCAUAAUAUUAUGAAUCCAGGAUCUUUGCUUUAUGAAACAGAUCAAGAACGACAAGAUGAAUUUAAAGAGUUGGAAGCUUUGUCUAAACAUCAUUAAAGAUGCUUACUAAUUCAUAUUACAUUAUUUUUACUCAACGACGGCCAGAAAUGCAAUCGGACUUCCGGAGCACAUCUGCAAAUCUCAACCAUAUGACCGCUUUGUGCAGUACGCGCUAAAAAUAAACUGUACUGGUGCUCGGUAGAUCUGCAUGAUUAAAUCAAUUUCAAUGCGAACAAAAUAGAAAUCUAUGAACGGCGGGAAGUAGUUGUCACUUAGAGAGUGGCAUGCAUGAUUUCCUGCACUUGGGGUAAUGGCAAACUAAAGAAUCUUAUAGGGGGGAAGAUGAAGAGAAUUUGACUUUGAUUAAAUGUUAGGAGUGAUAGCGUGUCUUUCUUAAUUCCGGAACCGAGAUCGAUCCAACAAAAACGCUGACAGAGUCGAUCAUCAUUUCGAAUUGAGUUCCUUAAUCAAUAGAGUGCACAUUAUUAUUGCGCACAAGGUCGUUUGGCAAAAAAGGCGUAAUUUUCACUGUCGCGCUAAUCUUCUGGAG